Messenger RNA from Panicum virgatum (switchgrass), 1125 nucleotides. RefSeq lists its product as uncharacterized. The record is from RefSeq and is a predicted model, not a curated record. Bases 162 to 791 code for a protein of 209 amino acids. NCBI's taxonomy places the organism in Eukaryota, Viridiplantae, Streptophyta, Magnoliopsida, Poales, Poaceae. The transcript is spliced from 5 exons.
CAAGGUAGUCGGGUAAUCGCUUCCCCGUCUACAGCGGCCCGAAGAACGUCUCUGCAACUGCUACCCCGUCGGCCGUCGCCUGCAUCCAACUCCGGCGGCCGCACACGACCAGCCCCGGCGAUUCCCCACCGCCUUUCUCCCUCUACCCCCGCCUCCUCCUGAUGGGGCAAUCCGAAUCGCUCCUCUCCAGGCAGCAGCCGCGCCCGCAGUGGGCCGACGAGAUCACGACGGUGUCCGAGGGCCGGCGCGACGACGCCGACGCCGACCCCCUCGUCCGCCGCAUCCGAUCCCUCACCAUAGCUCCACCGCUGUUGAGCUCUCAGUCUGAAUCGGAGGCAGAGAGCAGCAGCCUCACCGACAUCCUCGUCUGGAAGCCCUCUACCUCUUCUGCUGCCUCCGGAACUCUGAACCCGAAUGUCCUGGCUGAGCUUUUCUCGAUGUACCGUGAAUGGCAAGAAGAGAAUGCCAAAAAAAUUAGCCAAAAGCAGGAGGAAAUAGAAAACAAGAUAGAAACGGCUGAUGCAUUGGCUGUCAAGCUUCUCCAGCGGUUCAAUUAUUCACUUACCUCCAUGAGAUCCACCUCCCACAACCUUGCUGAAGUUCAUCCGCUGCAGAUCGAAGUUGGUGAAUUGAAGGGCAGGCUGACUGAAGUCAUAAGCAACUGCGAUGCGUUGUGCAAGAGAAUCGGUGCGGAAGGACCAGAAAGCCUACGCUCAUCUGUUCAACCUUCCACGGCUGGUAGAGCAGAGGCAGAAGGCAGUAGUUCACCUGACACAAAACAAGAGUCCUGAAUCGAAAAAUCUAACUGCUGACAGCGUCAAUGGCAUGAGAAGAAGCUUUAACAUGGUGCUAAGUGGGCCUUGAGGAAAUACACUAGUGGCUUGUCCAUGUACGCGUACUUUGCUAGAGAGGUCAGGUGUCUGAAUUAGUCCAGACUCCAGAGUCUCUCUUUCUGUAGUGCUUGUCAUUUGCAUGUCUGUGCAUUGGACCGCAGGUGUUUGCGACCAAUUCCUGCAUCAGAAAAGCAUGGGUGGUUUUAGAUCCUGUGCUUAUGUGUACAUGAAUCUCCGUUCCUUUUUAGUUUAUUUACACGAGAAGACUACGAGUGUAGUCGCUUGCCCGGAA